Molecule: messenger RNA, 1563 nt
Organism: Electrophorus electricus (electric eel)
Lineage: Eukaryota; Metazoa; Chordata; Actinopteri; Gymnotiformes; Gymnotidae
Gene: cstpp1
Product: centriolar satellite-associated tubulin polyglutamylase complex regulator 1
Source: RefSeq, a predicted model, not a curated record
UCAACUGUGCGGCAGUGUGCGCGUGUCCUGGUAACGCUCCGUUCUGCGCUGCCGGAGGCCUGCGACAACUACCGGACACCGCAGCGAUAAGACAAUGAACACGGAUCGUUUCACCCUCACUACAGACGAGUAUUUAGCGGAAACCGACGUGUUUUUCUACCUGCACGACGCCGUCACGCAACUGCUCGAGCACAGGGACGAGUACGUCCGCUUCGGAGUCGUCCGCUACUUUGCAGAAUACUUCGCCAGCGUGAAGGACAGGACCCACGUGCUGUUCAGAGAGUUCGGCUACGUUAAAGCGACGCCGCGCAACAGAGCAGCGUUCAUCCGGAUCUUCUGGAGAUGCUUCCGACAGAUCGGGAAGAGCGGAGAUCUGCUGACGGUGCUGGAAUACAGCUCUCUCCUCCAGCUCCUCUGUCCGGACUUCCCGGCGGAACUGGUGCAGAAUGCAGCCAGGAUUGUUCUGAUGGAGGAUGCGAUGGACUGUCCAAUUUCCUUCUCAGAUUUUAUUUAUUCUUUUCAAAUCCAGUUCUACUAUGAAGAAUUCCUGGAGAGUGUGUUAGUAAUUUACGAUGACCUCCUUGAGGGGAAGAACCCCAACACGGUCAUCGUGCCAACCUCCACAUUAGCUGAGCCGUCAUCUGGAACAGCCAAUGAGGAGACGGACACGCAGGACGGAGUGGAUUCAUUCCAGGAUGGCGUGGACCUCUCUCAGGACGGCGUGGACCUCUCUCAGGACGGCGUGGACCUCUCUCAGGACGGCGUGGACUUCUUACAGGAGAGCGUUAACACCUCACAGGAAGGGGUCGACUCCUCCAUCUUCCUCGCGCGCAUUGGGGGACUCUGUGAGCGCUUCAAACACAAACAUCCGUCCGUCUCUGCCGUCGGGGAGAUCUUGGAGGUCAGGAUGCGAGUGUCGUACUACAGCUUCCUCAUGGCUUUGGCCAAGCAUGAAGGCGUGAACCACCACAUCGGUGCACUUCCGAACAGAUCGGAUCUUCUCAUUGACCCCGAGAUGGAUCAGGAGUUGGAGCGGCUCGUUGCCCAGGUGACCAUCAGCCCCACGUCCAACAGCAGCGGUAGUGCUGCCGGCCACAAGGACGCGCCCAAGAAGGCCUCGCCGCGCAAGCCCCUGCGCCAGCGGCACAGGAUGGACCUGGAGAGCGACGGCUCCACCGAGGAGACUGACUCCUCCGAGAAUUAGGCGCACGCGCAGGUGGGCCACAGCCAUGGUCGCAAAAUACGGUUGCCACGACCUCCUCUUCGCUUCCGUACGGGCCAGCACCUUCAGUUUAACGCUAACGGCGUCGUGCAUAGCAGCAAUGCCGGCCUUGUCGCACGGAGGACCUGCGCCAUCGUCUGAUAUUUACUCAUAAACCUUUCUUAGCUUUCCAGACUGUGAAGCGAACGUUUGAGACGGACGUUCCUGUAUGAGUGGACACACCUGUGAUUGGUGUAACAAAGGUCAGUGUUUGGGUGCUGCUGUUGGGUGCUGUUUAGGACUGUUUUUUGCACAUUUUGUUUGAACACAAAUACAGCCACAGUAAACAACCUUUUGUUUGC